Ailuropoda melanoleuca (giant panda) is the source of this 2522-nucleotide messenger RNA. It is a transcript of the gene TTC39B, whose product is annotated as tetratricopeptide repeat domain 39B. NCBI's taxonomy places the organism in Eukaryota, Metazoa, Chordata, Mammalia, Carnivora, Ursidae. Gene Ontology annotation, biological process: cholesterol homeostasis; regulation of cholesterol efflux; negative regulation of cholesterol storage. Gene Ontology annotation, molecular function: protein binding. The transcript is spliced from 19 exons. The record is from RefSeq and is a predicted model, not a curated record. Bases 638 to 2395 code for a protein of 585 amino acids.
CAGAGAACUUGAUUUUCCCUUAUUUUAGUGUUUUAAAGAAGUAUCUGGGAUAUAAAAGUUAACUCUAACCUGGGAAUAUCUGCCUGCUCUUGUAUUUUCCUUAAAAUGAACAAGAAGUCAUUUUAUUCCUCAGUUGGCCCUCUUUAGAUGGAGAUGGAUCCUUGGAUUAGGUGAAAAAUCCCCAAGAGACCCUGGAGAAUUGAUAAAUUCAGGCCAUUUGUGUUUGUCUUGCCUGUUUCCCUAGGAUAAUUAAACAGUGAUGGAUCAGAAUUAGGCUGCAGCAGGGACUGGGGAAAAAAAUCUCCCGGCAUCCCUUCCCGCAGAAGCGUCAGCCACGGCAGUGAGUGUAGCUGCCACUUUAACUGACAUGUCUUAAAUUCUGCUCUGGGAAGCUCUGGGAUGCUGUCUGCAGCCUCGGCAACUUCUCUUCUUAUGCCCUUUAAUUGAGAGUCUCACUGGAGACCAAGAAAUAAAACAGGAACUGAGGAUUUUUGUUGGCCUUUAACUUGAGAACUGUCGUCUUCUUUUUGUUUGCCUUAAAAAAUCUGGUAGAAGAGAGGGAAAGGCAUCUCCACAGUGAGGCUAGACUCAUUCCUCCAAAGUUACAGCUGCUCUAAAUCUGUUUUCUCGCACAGAUAUGGCAACAAGCAGCCGUCCCUUUGCAUCAUUUGAUACAAAACUGGCCUCGGGAUGGUUUGGAUCGUCUAAUGUGAGCAGGUCAACAUCAAACAAGGUGGAUCUCAAGUGUGGCCUAGAAGAAUGUGCGGUGGCAUUGAACUUAUUUCUAAGUAACAAAUUUACAGAUGCCUUAGAAUUGCUUCGACCGUGGGCUAAGGAGAGUAUGUACCAUGCCUUGGGCUAUAGUACCAUUGUGGUGUUGCAGGCCGUCAUGACCUUCGAGCAACAGGACAUCCAAAACGGCAUUUCCGCCAUGAAGGACGCAUUGCAAACCUGCCAAAAAUACAGGAAAAAAUGCACGGUGGUAGAAUCUUUCUCAAGUCUUCUUUCUAGAGGAUCAUUGGAACAGCUGACUGAAGAGGAAAUGCAUGCCGAAAUCUGUUAUGCCGAGUGUCUCCUACAGAAAGCAGCACUCACGUUUGUGCAGGAUGAAAAUAUGAUCAACUUCAUCAAAGGUGGACUCAAAAUUAGGACAAGUUACCAAAUAUAUAAAGAAUGUCUUUCUAUCCUGCACGUAAUUCAGAAGAGCAAAGUUGAACAGCAGUUCUUCUAUGAGUUUGAAGGGGGUGUCAAGCUUGGAAUAGGUGCCUUUAAUUUGAUGCUCUCCCUUUUACCAGCACGGAUUAUCAGACUACUAGAAUUUAUAGGAUUUUCGGGAAAUAGGGAGUUGGGCCUCCUGCAGUUACAGGAAGGUGCAUCAGGAAGAAGCAUGAGGUCUCCACUAUGCUGCUUAACUAUACUAGCUUUUCAUACUUAUAUCUCCCUAAUACUUGGUACAGGAGAAGUGAAUGUUGUGGAAGCAGAGAGUCUCCUUGCACCCUUCCUCCAGCAGUUUCCAAAUGGCUCCCUCAUGUUGUUUUAUCAUGCCCGGAUAGAGCUGCUGAAAGGGAAUGUGGAAGAGGCACAAGAGAUAUUUCGAAAAUGCAUUUCAGUUCAAGAAGAAUGGAAACAGUUUCACCAUCUCUGUUACUGGGAGCUGAUGUGGAUUUAUGUAUUCCAACAAAACUGGAUGGAGGCAUAUUAUUAUUCCGAUCUGCUUUGCAAAGAAAGUAAAUGGUCCAAGGCAACUUACGUGUUCUUGAAAGCUGCAAUUUUGAGUAUGCUUCCCGAGGGGGAUGUAGCAGCAACUAAAGAGGACGUGGUAACUUUAUUCAGACAGGUGGAUAGCUUAAAGCAGAGAAUUGCCGGGAAAUCUAUCCCUACUGAGAAGUUUGCUGUAAGGAAGUCUCGACGUUACUCUGCCUCGUUGCCUGCUCCUGUGAAGCUCAUCGUGCCUGCUCUGGAAAUGAUGUAUGUCUGGAAUGGUUUUCCAAUAGUGAGCAAGAGAAAAGACCUUUCUGAAAAUCUGUUGGUCACUGUCGAAAAGGCUGAGGCUGCUUUACAAAAUGAAAAUAUAAGCGAUUACUCAGUGGACGACGAGUGCUUGGUGAAGCUGCUGAAAGGGUGUUGCCUUAAGAACCUGCAGCGGCCCUUGCAAGCUGAGCUGUGCUUCAAUCACGUCAUCCAAAGUGAAAAGCUACUGAAGUAUGACCACUAUCUGGUGCCGUUUACUCUGUUUGAGUUGGCCUUUUUGUACAAAAGCCAAGGGGAAAUUGACAAGGCCAUAAAGACCCUAGAAACUGCAAGAAACAACUACAAAGAUUACUCCAUGGAGUCCAGGCUACACUUCCGAAUUCAGGCAGCUCUUCACCUCUGGAAAAAAACUUCCUCCGAUUGAUCAGAACAUGAAGGAUGGGGUUUUUCCUCAGUUAGCACUGACAUCUGCGAUAGACUAGAACUUGUAUUAAAGUAGAAAAGUGAUCUUGUGAAUGAGAGACAAAAAAAUAAUUUUAUUGUUAAUAUUU